This is a messenger RNA of Tilletiopsis washingtonensis, 1068 nucleotides long. RefSeq names its product putative IMP4-component of the U3 small nucleolar ribonucleo protein. Gene Ontology annotation, biological process: rRNA processing. Gene Ontology annotation, molecular function: snoRNA binding; rRNA primary transcript binding. Gene Ontology annotation, cellular component: Mpp10 complex; small-subunit processome; nucleolus. Bases 90 to 986 code for a protein of 298 amino acids. Lineage: Eukaryota; Fungi; Basidiomycota; Exobasidiomycetes; Entylomatales. The transcript is spliced from 4 exons. The record is from RefSeq and is a predicted model, not a curated record.
CCUCCACCCCACGCCCGCCGCCGGUUCCGCCACUCUGCAACAGCUCUCACCCAGACAGCCACGCAUCCUACUCUGUCGCCUCCGCCACCAUGCUGCGUCGUCUCUCGCGCGAGCGCCGCGAGUACAUCUACCGCAAGUCGCAGGAGAGCAAGGAGCAUGAGAUCUUCGAGCGCAAGCAGAAGAUCCGCCAGCUGCUUGCCGAGGGCAAGCCUGUGCCGCGCAACCUCACCGAGGGCCUGGAGCAGGAGGGGCGCAGCAACUUCGGCGGCAUGGGCGGCGCGGCGGCACUGAGGGUCGACGAGGGGCAGACCGAGCCGGGCAGCUCGAUCGACUCCGAGUACGCACGGGCGGGUCAAUACGACCCCAAAGUGCUCAUCACUACAUCUCGCGAUCCUUCUUCUCGCCUCACGCAGUUCGCCAAGGAGCUGCGGCUCUGCAUUCCCAACUCGACGCGCAUCAAUCGCGGCGGCUACACGGUCAACGAGCUCGGCGCCGCAUGUCGCAGCAACGGCAUGACGGACCUGCUUGUCGUGCACGAGCAUCGCGGUGUGCCUGAUGCGCUCGUGCUCUCGCACUUCCCGCACGGUCCUACACUGCUCUUCACGCUCAACAACGUAGUGCUGCGGCACGAGGUCAGCGCACAUGCACAGAGCACCGUCAGCGAGCAAUAUCCGCAUCUCAUCUUCGAGGGCUUCAACUCGAAGCUGGGCACGCGCGUGGGCGAUGCGCUCAAGUACUUGUUCCCCGUGCCGAAGGAGGACAGCAAGCGCGUCAUGACGUUCUCCAACGAGCGUGACUUCAUCUCCUUCCGGCAUCACGUCUUUCUCAAGACGUCGCAUCGCGAGGUGCAGCUGGCGGAGGUGGGGCCGCGCUUUGAGAUGCGGCCAUACGAGAUCCGACAGGGCACGCUGGAGCAGAGCGAGGCCGAUGUCGAGUGGGUGCUGCGGCCGUUCAUGAACUCCGGACGCAAGAAGAACCAGCUGUAGUUGCUCCCUAUGACGGCGGGCAGCCGAUGUGUCCAGUGCUCCAUGCUUCAUCUGUAAUUCUACUGCAUAUCAUUCCCGACGC